AUGUCGGAAGCUCCUCCACAGAGUACUUUAGUUCCAGCUGUAUCAAAACCAGACCGCCAACCAGUAACCGUCUCAAAACCUACACCAUAUACCUUUGACCUUGGCCACCUCCUCGCCACUGACCCGAACCCUUUCCCAUCAACCUCUGACAUCACCAAUCGAAACGAACUCCUUAGAUCCACCGCCCGCGACGGCGCCCAAUCCCUGCUAAACGAGCUCCUCUCCACCCGCCCCAUCACUUCCAGCCUAGAUGGUCUGACUCUCUCCCUCCCACCUACCACAACUCAAUUACCACGGUGGAAGCCCCUCCCCAAACCUAAACCUCCCACAAAAUGGGAAGCCUUCGCGCGUAGAAAGGGCAUUGGCAAAUUUGCGGGAGCCGCCUCGGGGGGCGCAAAGCUCGAGGAUAGGCGGAAAAAUAUGGUGUAUGAUGAGGAGAGUGGGGAGUGGGUCAAGAAGUGGGGAUAUAAGGGAAAGAACAAGGAAGGCGAGGGAAACGAUUGGUUGGUGGAGUUGGACGAGAAGAAGCUUAAGAGUGAGGAGAAACAUGGGCAGCCGGAAGGCAGGAACGUGAGGAUGGAGGGGAAGAGGGAGAGGAUGGAGAGGAUUAGGAGGCAGGAGAGGAGGGAGAGGAGUAAUGCGAGAAGAGGCGGGAAGCAAGCAAGGACAUGA
Molecule: messenger RNA, 672 nt
Organism: Endocarpon pusillum Z07020
Lineage: Eukaryota; Fungi; Ascomycota; Eurotiomycetes; Verrucariales; Verrucariaceae
Exons: 1
Coding region: 1-672 (223 amino acids)
Biological process (GO): ribosomal large subunit export from nucleus; ribosome biogenesis; ribosomal large subunit biogenesis
Cellular component (GO): nucleolus; preribosome, large subunit precursor; nucleus
Molecular function (GO): protein binding
Source: RefSeq, a predicted model, not a curated record